AUCAUGUGCAUAACGAUAUGAGGUUGAAAAAAUGAAUUCAAAAUUAGUCACACUAUAAAUAGCACAACUUGUUAUUCUAUGAUCUAUUCUAUCGUGUGGAACGUUAAAAUCACUAUAUGUAUUGAAUUUAAGAUAUUAGUUUUACUACUUUUAUCAGAGCUUGGAAUCUUAAUUCAUCUAUCGCAAGUUUUCAUAACAGCAAAAUAGUUUUGUCAAACAGGAACAAUAAUGGUCUCAUUUAAACAUAUUCUACUUUUGUCUGGAUGUGUCAUGGUUAUAAACGGACAAUUAGAAAGCCGGCUAGGAUCACCGCAUAAUCCGCUGGAAUGUGCUACUGUGCAGUGCCAAAAGCCAAACUGUACGAACCCGAUAUCUCCUCAUGGAGCAUGUUGCCAAGUAUGUCCUCCUACUCGUACAUUGCCACCUAAUUGCGCUGCCGUUCUUUGUGCUCAACCAGACUGUUCAUACGCUGUUACACCACCAGGGGAAUGCUGUCCACGUUGCCAAGUUUCAAAACCUGGCAGAUGUCCGCUUCCCAGUAGGUUUGGAAUAUGUGUAGAUUUAUGCAGAGACGAUUCCAGCUGCAUAGGGAGACAGAAAUGCUGCAGCAGUGGUUGUGGUCAUAUGUGUAUGCACCCUGAAGGCAGAGGGAAAUGCCAUGGUAUUGUGUGUCCUCCAAUAAGAUGUGCCAAUCAGUAUACACCUCCGGGGCAGUGCUGUCCAGUGUGCAGACCAGACAGACCACGUAUUUGUGAAAGAGUGAGAUGCGCAAUACCUAGGGGCUGCGACACAUAUACUCCAAGAGGGAGAUGUUGUCCUGUCUGUAUAUCAGAUAGACCGCCUAUUUGUGACUUCGUGCGAUGUGCAAGACCUAGUGGCUGUGUUGACACAUAUAUUCCAAAAGGAGAAUGUUGUCCAGUCUGUAAAAUAGAUACACGACCACCUUUUUGUGAUAGAGUUAGAUGCGAGAGGUUCAUUACCUGCCUUGAUGAGUAUAUUCCAAGAGGCGAAUGUUGUCCUGUCUGUCGAAGAGGUAAAGAGUGUCACCGCGUCUACUGCCGUCCGCUGCCGUGUCGGAAUCAAUAUAUACCUCCUGGGCAGUGCUGUCCGGCUUGCAGAAGACGACGGAGACCAGACUGCAGCAGGGCUUUAUGUGCUCAGGUAUUCUGUAAAGGAAGGUACAUUCCCCGAGGAAAGUGUUGUCCAAUAUGUCCACGCUAUAUAUACUGAUGACGUAAUUUCUACUUUUGUGAAUAUAGUAUACACCAUUUCCUGCUGCUUGCCAACAGUCAUCUGUAACAAUAUUCUAGAUAUAAAAUGAUUGAAAUGUACCCACAGAUGCGUAUUCUGCAAGAUAGACGAACAGUGGAAACUAAUAAAUUUGUUGUUGACAUUUAACAGCUCAGUUUGAUGUGUAAAUGUUUCAAACUUAUCAGGUCAUGUUGGCCUAACGAGGACAAGUGUCGUCAUAUGUCCAUCUGUUAUUUAUUAAUGAAUCAUUAUUCAUGUAGACGAACUUUUAAAGUUAGAACGUCCGCUUGAUUUAAAAAAUAUAUGUGAACACUUUUUCUGCAGGCCAGUUUAUAUUCAGAUUCAGUCAGUCAGUUCGAAAUAAGUGUCACGUGUUACUUGAAAACACACAUGGAAGCUUGGUUUGUAGCCAUAAUUGCCAUUGUCUGUAAAUGUUAAAGAUAUGAUGUCUGUCUAUUACAACCUAUAGCGUACUUUACCGAAUUGAAUUUUAAUAACUAAUUUUGAAGCAGUAUGCUUUGCGUAUCAUUAAGUUAAGAUGUGUCACACAAUAACGGUGCACAGUUUGCUGUCGUAAAUAUUUUACUACCCUAGCAAGUAGUAAAAGGCGAAUAUUUCGGCCUAAAAUUAUUUUGUUUACUAUUACAACUAUUCCAAAUAUUGCCAAAUUUCUAAACAGAAAUUGAUUUUUUACCUAAAAUUAUUUUAUUACUGUUUUCCAUGGAACUGUCAUUAAUUGAUCACAGAAAUGUUGAUUACACUGUUACCUGGCAAGCAUAUUUUAGCAAAGUGAGUCACGCCAGACUGUUUAUCUGUUUUAUCUGUUAGAUUGGACUUAUUAUUUUUGUUUAUUUCAGUACUAGUCAUGUACAGUCCAUAAAAUAAACAAACGUGUUUGUAAACAUGGACGGAUCCAAACGGAAGGGGAAGAAGCAUUUUAUAGAAAUAUUCCGAUGGCAAAAUACAAUACAU
Mercenaria mercenaria is the source of this 2223-nucleotide messenger RNA. RefSeq lists its product as uncharacterized. The record is from RefSeq and is a predicted model, not a curated record. Gene Ontology annotation, molecular function: peptidase inhibitor activity. The transcript has 8 exons. NCBI's taxonomy places the organism in Eukaryota, Metazoa, Mollusca, Bivalvia, Venerida, Veneridae. Bases 229 to 1230 code for a protein of 333 amino acids. Gene Ontology annotation, cellular component: extracellular region.